UUUUAUCCAUUAUAUCUAUCUAUCCAUCUCUUGCUUUCUCUCGCACUUUCCGACCACCGCUCGUUUCUCCGAUCGACGCCGCCAAGAUGAAUGUAGAAAAGCUAAUGAAGAUGGCUGGUGCUGUUCGCACUGGUGGGAAGGGUAGUGUCAGAAGAAAGAAGAAGGCUGUGCAUAAAACAACCACUACAGACGACAAAAGGCUGCAAAGCACUUUGAAAAGAAUAGGGGUAAAUGCAAUCCCACAAAUUGAGGAAGUUAACAUUUUUAAGGAUGAGACAGUUAUCCAGUUUUUGAACCCCAAAGUUCAAGCCUCCAUUGCUGCCAACACUUGGGUCGUUAGUGGUUCUCCCCAAACAAAGAAAUUGCAGGACAUUCUCCCGGGCAUUCUCAACCAGUUAGGGCCCGAUAACUUGGAUAACUUGAGAAAGUUAGCCGAGCAGUUCCAGAAACAGACACCAGGUGCCGGUGAAGGUACGGCUGCUAAAACAGCCGAAGAGGAUGACGAUGAAGUCCCAGAACUUGUGGCAGGCGAAACUUUUGAAGCUGCUGCGGCCGAGGAAGAACCAAAGUCAUAGGGACUUUUCAAAUGGACCAGGUUACUGUUUUCAUUUGCAGCACUACAUGUUCUUUUCUCUUUAAAAAAAGAAACAAAUAGGAACAUUUAAGAUGAUUUGGUCCUUCUUUUUGCUUUUAAAUCCGAAAACACCUCCCAUCCAACCAUAUCAGGUUGCUCUUGAGUUCUCUUUUUAUUUGCAGUUUGUAUCAUGAAGUAUUUAGUCCUACAAAACAGUUGCAGUGCUGAAAAAGUCAUUUUGUGCUAAA
Molecule: messenger RNA, 822 nt
Organism: Cynara cardunculus var. scolymus (artichoke)
Lineage: Eukaryota; Viridiplantae; Streptophyta; Magnoliopsida; Asterales; Asteraceae
Product: nascent polypeptide-associated complex subunit beta-like
Exons: 6
Coding region: 87-575 (162 amino acids)
Cellular component (GO): nascent polypeptide-associated complex; cytosol
Source: RefSeq, a predicted model, not a curated record